AGUUUAUUUAUUCAGCUAAACCGAAACAACUUCAGUCGCGUCGCUGGACGCGUUCCUAUAGAGCGUGUUUUACUUUUUUUUUUACAAAUUUAAUUACCUUUUGCGUAUUAAUCAAACAAAACUUAAUCCAGUUUUAGCAUAGUUGUGCUCUCUAUUAAACUCAUUAAUUCAUCUUUUCUAGUCUUUGAAUUAGUUUAGCAACAUAAAGUUAGGUUAUGUUAUGAUUGUGUGGUAACUAAAAUAAAUAUACCUAAUUUUUCAGGAUAUUUGCAGUGAUAAGCUCUGUACAUUUUUUCCAGAAAAUGGAACGAGGUGGCAGAAAAGUCCAGUAUCUCAUUGUAGCAGCUGUAUCACUUGCCACUGUUACAAUGGGGGUGUCUUCGGCGUGGCCAACCCCUGUUUUAGUCAAGUUCCACAACAAUGAGACUGACAUUCGUGUAAAUGAGUCUCAAAUGUCUUGGAUGCUCGCCCUAUCUGCUCCUGGGUUUAUAGUGGGUAGCUUGAUGACAGGGUUUAUCUGCGAACGGUUCGGAAGAAGAAGUUGUGUGCUGUUCAGUGCCUUACCUAUAUCUACGGGAACGGUGAUAGUGGCUUUCUCCGUAAAUGUAUGGUUACUCUACAUAACGCGAUUUUUAUGGGGCUUCGGAACAGGAAUGAUUAGUACUGUAGCAAACAUGUACAUAGCUGAAAUAGCUGACAAAGAAAUUCGGGGCGAAUUAUCAAUAGCUACCAAGUUUAUGUUCAAUUUCGGUAACCUCCUAGUGAUGGUGAUAGGCCACUACGUCUCCUACACGACCUUAAACUACAUGAUGUUGGUGCUACCACUCGGCUACUUCUUCGCCUGCUGCUGGAUACCGGAGACACCGUAUUUUUACCUGAAGGAGGGGAAGGUCACUGAAGCUAAGAAAGUACUGAUGAUGCUUCGAAACUAUGAGGAUAAAGAAGUGAUAGUGGCUUUCUCCGUAAAUGUAUGGUUACUCUACAUAACGCGAUUUUUAUGGGGCUUCGGAACAGGAAUGAUUAGUACUGUAGCAAACAUGUACAUAGCUGAAAUAGCUGACAAAGACAUUCGGGGCGAAUUAUCAAUAGCUACCAAGUUUACGUUCAAUUUCGGUAACCUCCUAGUGAUGGUGAUAGGCCACUACGUCUCCUACACGACCUUGAACUACAUGAUGUUGGUGCUACCACUCGGCUACUUCUUCGCGUGCUGCUGGAUACCGGAGACACCGUAUUUUUACCUAAAAGAGAGAAAAAUCACUAAAGCUAAGAAAGUACUGAUGAUGCUUCGAAAAUAUAAGGAAGAAAAGAACCUUGAGAAUGAUCUUAGGUCAUUACAAGCAGAUGUUAAAAACGAAAUGCGCCGAUCUGGCUCCAUAGCUGAGCUCGUCUCAGGAAAACAAUACCGCAAGGCUAUUCUUAUCUCAAUUGGAUUAAAACUGGCGCUGAUACUGGCUGGAGGAAUAACUACCCGCAAUUAUUUGAAUCGUAUCAUGCAAGAUAGGAAUUGGAUUCUUGGAAUUGAUUUCGUACUUAUAGCUUUUGGAGUAAUCAAUUUUAUUUUUGGCAUUAUGUCGUCGUUACUGUCUGACAGGGUUGGGCGACGACCUUUGCUCAUUUACUCAUUUCUUGGAACUGGAAUCUUAUUGGGGCUUGUGGCGGCCUACUUCUUCUGCCAGGAAGUCUUACUAAUCGAACGCCAAACCCUACGUCAAUACUCCUGGAUCCCUUUCGUGGGCAUUAUCUUAUCUACAAUUAUUUCAACGCUAGGUUACAAUUCCUUAGCGUUCCUCAUUCCAGCUGAAAUGUUCCUAUUAAAUGUGAAAUCUACGGCGCUAACCUGGCUCAAUGUGUUUGGAGGUAUAUUAGGAUUUGGUGUGGCAAAGGGGUAUCAGGAAAUUGAAAACGUGUCCGGGUUGUUCGGAGUUUUCACUCUUUUAAGCGGCGUUGCCAUCGCUGGAACUAUAUUUUCUUACGUUCUAGUACCAGAAACUAAAGGGAAGAGUUUAAAAGAAAUAAGACAGUUGCUGCAAGGUGACUUGUAUGACAGCAAUAACAACGAAAAUUUAAACCAUAUUGUCGUAGAAGGCAUUGAUGAUGAAGCAAUGAAGCCACUGAACUGAAAGAAAGGAUUAAGAAGAAUUAGUUGCCUGUCUCAAUAGAGAUCAGAAUACCUACCUAUGUAAUUGCAUUAUUUCGUAUUCCCGUUGUGGUACAAAUUGUGACAUUUACAUAGGUUUUAUGUUUUAGUUCGAUGUAUUGUUAUCAUGAGUUGAGCUUUGUAUAAUCGCUAAAGUCUGUACUAGAAGAAGUAUGUAGUAAGAAACUUCGUAUUGAUAUUUUUAUGGAAAUCAGAAGUUUAUCAACUGUCCUCCAAGGGCACUUUUAAUUAUCAAAGACGCCAGCGACUAUAGCAAACAAAACUCAUGAAACCUAGCCACACUAAAUUUAGUAAAUAUAUUUAGUUAAGUACCUUUUUUACUUUUGUAAAAUAUAUUAAACAAAAACAUUAAGUAUCUAAUAAAUACUUAAAAAAAUGACUUUGUACUUAUAAGCCUGCUAAGCAUCGUCGGCAAAUUGUAUACUAAGGUAUUGAUUAAUAGUGUCAGGCAUGAAACUGAUGACAAAAUAUGGGAUGCUCAAGCGGGAUUUCGAAAGGGAAUGAGAUGUACGGAUCAGGUCUUUUCAUUGCGGUUCAUAGCCGAAAAGUUUUUGGCCAAGGGUCAAAGAGUCUAUUGCUCAUUUGUGCAUCUCGAAAAGGCCUAUGACAGAGUAGAGAGGAAUGAAUUGUAGUCAGUACUUUCUAUGCAUGGGGUGAGCAGUGCCUUGAUAUGUACUGAAAUCUUCAUAUCAAUGUGUGUCAGAAUCGCGAGUGUACUUCACGGAUUUAAAUAUCUGUUUUGGAUUAGAAACGUACUUGAUGUGUACCUCAGUGUACCUAUCCUAAAAAUCUGUAUACCUCCUAUGUAAAGAUUUUUAAAUAAAAUAGGUAGGUACAUCCGCCAUCCUGACGUCAGGACCGCGGGUGUACUUCUAGUUAGCAUAUGUAGGUAAGUAAACUGUACAUGUAGAUUUGGUACCUCUUGUGUACCUGCAGAAACAAAUAUUAAAUAAAUAAAAAAUAUUAAGGGUGCUGAGAAAAUGAAAAUUAAAAGUUUAUUUCUUUGACGUUGUUUUUAGGGUUCCGUACCCAAAGUAUAAAACGGGACCCUAUUACUAAGCUUCCACUGGCUGUAUCUCAUAAACCGUUAUAGCUAGAGAGCUGAAAUUUUCACAAAUAAUGUAUUUCUGUUGCCGCUAUGGCAACAAAUACUAAAAUUUAAAAAAAAUAAAAUAUCAAUGGGUGUCCCCAUACGUCGUCCUCAUAUCGUUUCUGCAGUAAAUAAUGUUUAAAAAUAGUAAAUCAACAAAGUUCUGCGAUAUGAUGACAAUAAUUGGUGAAAUAUAGUCUAAAUUUCGUGAUACAGUGUUAUCUAAAAGAAAUAUGAACUGUGAUGAACAAUAAAAGUGACCGAAAUAGUGAACAAUUAUCUGGAUUUAACUUUGUGGUGAACAUCAAGAUAAGUAUUAAUCUAUGUCCUUUUAAUAGACAAUGUUUAUCCUGAUUAAUUAUAACUGACAUCAAAGUUUUUAUAGUUAAUUAGGUACAAAACUAACCAAAAUGUGUCGUUAAAAUUUUAAGUUUAAGUAAACAAAGUGAAUGAACUAAUCAAAACACUCCUAAUUACGUCAACAAGCACUUAAAAGUCAUAACAUUAACGCUAUCUAUGGAAGAAAACAAAAAGAGAAAUAGAUUUGGCGUACCUCAAGGAAGUGUUCUGGGGCCUUUACUUUUCCUUAUUUAUAUUAAUGACUUCCCUAAGUACGUAAGGCAAAAAAUGAUUUUAUUUGCAGAUGACAGCACAGCUAUAAUUAAAUGUUACAAUAUUAACGAAUAUGAAAUGGACAUUAAUAAUACUUUUCGUGACAUAAUAACAAUGGUUGGACAUUAAUAAUUUAAAAAAUAAAUUAUCAAAAACUAAAUAAAAAACUACCGCCCACCCUGCAUAUAACAUAUAACAAUCAAGACAUAGAUGAAGUACAGACAACAAAAUUUCUUGGUUUGAUUAUUGACAGUAAUCUAAAGUGGAAAGCUCAAAUCGAACAAAUCUGCAAAAAAUUAAGUACAUCAGCCAUUGACGUACUAUAAACAACUAGACUCACAAUCCCGCUAAAAAAGUGUCCUCGGCAAAAUUCUACUCAACGCUCAAGUGAGUAAAGUUCUCGGCUAGUCUCGUUUCGUCCGUCCACGAGUGACAACGUCGCACAAUAGCGAAGUGCUCUGUUAAAAAGUGUGAAAAUUGUCCAAGAAUUGCGCUCAAAAGGAUGGCGUUUCCUAUUUCAUUUAAGUACAAUUCAGUUUUAAAGUAAUCUCACUUAAUAGUAUAAGUUAGCUGUUGGUUUUCUAUCAAAUCAUUUUAUAAAAUAUUUAAAACUUAACGGUACUCGGCAUUUAGCACUAUCCGCGCCUAUCUCUUUCUUGCGGUCAACAAAUAUUAAAGAGUAAACGAAACAAAUAUAGUUUUGUCGCCGCGCUUCAUGAUCCUCGCCUAGGAACAUAAAGUUGUGGAGUCGCUUUGUUUUAUUUUUUAUGUUUGUGAUUUAGUUCGGUUGAUUAAUUAUUUAAUGAGGUGAAUGGAAAUAUGUAAUGUUAUCUGAAAAUGGUACCUGUUAAAACGAUUUAGUAAAAUUUGGUAAGGGGGUGAUACUACAUCAAUUACACGACUAUCUAGUAAAUUCUAAUCACAUGCCAACGAAGUCGCAAGUAAAACCUUACAGAAUAACAUAGGUACAAUUUACGUGUAUUUCAGUUUUCCGCAGAACGUCAUAAUAAGGAAUGAAUGGAUUUCUAUUAUAGCAGAGACCGAGGUGAAGAGUUUUUUAAGCCACAAAAAGGAGCCGUCGUAUGUUCUGAACACUUUCUUCCAUCAGACAUCCAUACGACAGACAGGGUUGUAAUUAUUCUGUAAACCAAAUCACGUCGAAACCUGUUCAGUAGAAUUUGCGUGAUUGAGUAACAAACAUCCUCACAUACUUACAAACAAACAUCUAAAAAUACAUUUUCCAGAUUGACCAAACCGGGGAUCGAACCCGAGACCUCCGACUUGGCAGUCAGGCAAGAUGAUCAUUAGGCCACAGAAGUUGACAAAAAACAAAAGAACUACCUUUAAAGUAAAUAAUAAACUACUUACAUCCAAAUCAACACAUAAUCACAGACAUUCAAACACUCAUACACCCAAACAAACUCCUUCUAAUAUCCAAUAGACAAUUUUUAUUGCAACGCAUUUCGUAUCAAAAUGUUACAGUGUGUGAAGGUACAAUUUUUAAAAUAACAGAGCCACUCUACUAGCCUCUUUGUUCGAAAUGAAACAUUGAGUUAAUACCAUGUCACACCAAACUACGUUUUUUAGGGAUUGCGUGCCUUAUUGAAAAACAUGUAAGGUAAAAUUUUAUAUACACUUGUUUUUGGACAUAGGACUUUGUCAAAUAGUCGAAGUAAUAUGCGUAAUAAUAAUUACGUAUUGAGGUGAGGACGAUAUUUUGUUUUAUUUUGCUCGGAACUGUUUAUCUUCUAGUUGUUUAUAGUUGAUCGAAGACAUCAGCUUACGCUUUCUUUCAGUUAUCAAAAAAAGUAAAAAUGGAGGUUAUUCUAGUAGCUUAUCAUGGUCUAGUUACACCUCACUUAAAAUAUGGUGUGAUAUUUUGGGGUAACUCACAAGAGAAUGACAAAGUCUUUAAAGCCCAAAAAAGAUGUUUAAGAUCUAUGUGUGGAUUAAAAUCGAGAGAUAGCUGCAAACCUGUAUUUAGAACACUGAAGCUACUGACAUUAUCAUGCAUUUAUAUUAUGGAAAUGUGCAUGUUUGUAAAAUCAAACCCACAUUUGUUUUUGAGAAAAUUACUAGAAGCAACAAUAUAAGACGGCAAUAUAAAUAUAAACUUGUAGUAUUAGGACAUAAAACUGCAAUGAUGAAUAAAAGUGUAGUUGGAAUGGCUCCCAUUGUUUAUAAUAAACUACCAGAUCGUGUUAAAGAUUUAAAGAUGGCAUUUAAGAAAGAAUUAAAAUUAAUUUUGACAGAUAAAUGUUAUAAUACUUUAAAAUAAUUUUUAGAAGAUUGACAUGAUGUUAUUUUGUAAUUAAUUUUCAUUGCAAAUUUUAUAGUAAUUAGUUUUAUUUUAUAUAAUUUACUUGAAUUCGAAUGUAUAGCUGAAUUUAUUGUAAAAUUAGUUGGAUAUCUUGAUUGACCCUGAACUGAAAUUAUUGUACGUCAAUUUAUGACAGGUCACAGCUAGUACUUAUUA
Molecule: messenger RNA, 6336 nt
Organism: Amyelois transitella
Lineage: Eukaryota; Metazoa; Arthropoda; Insecta; Lepidoptera; Pyralidae
Product: facilitated trehalose transporter Tret1-2 homolog
Exons: 11
Coding region: 303-2120 (605 amino acids)
Biological process (GO): transmembrane transport
Cellular component (GO): membrane
Molecular function (GO): transmembrane transporter activity
Source: RefSeq, a predicted model, not a curated record